UCUGACUCAAGGAAUAUUGUAUUUAUGACCACAGAUGUCAGGUGAAUGGUGAUGGCAUUAACCGAAAGGUUAUAACUGUAACGUCUGCAACAAAAACUGUGACGUAUAUAAGCUGGAGGUUAUGGAAAUAAUUCGUUUAUCCCACAGAUUAUACCAUUUAUACCCAUGGGGGCAUGAAGCACAAUAAUAUGAAAGCUUUGAUGUAAGAAGUCAUUCAUUAAUGAUGACACGGUAUACGUAACGGUCGCGUGUACAAAGUACAGGCACCCAGUGGUGUAGCCAGGGGGGUUAGAUGUUGACCCCCCCAUCACCCUCCGGCCGUAUUUUUAUCAAAAAUAUAAUAUUUAUAAUAUAGGAAUACAAUCAUUUAUUCGUGGUGAAAUGUAUUCUAUUAUGCCGUAUUCACGUUAUCGACUGCACUGGAUGAACAUGUUACUGUUGCUAGCGUUCUUAGCCGUGCAAUCAUGUCCCGGAAUCUUCGGCGCGCGGAUUUUGGCGGUCGAACCUCACGGCAGUAAGAGCCACUGGCAGUACAUGAAGUCCAUACUGGAUUUGUUGUCCACCCGACACCAGGUGACGGUCAUUACACCGCUACCGGCCGGUGAUCGGGAGAACUACACGGAAAUCGACGCGUCACAGGUGUUCCCCGUUUACCCGGUGAUGGACACGGUGUACAUGAUCGAGCAGUUCGGUUCGGUGGUGAACAUGCUGCCGCCGGUGCCAGAGCGCAGCCUCGAGCGCGACAUAUGCGACGCGUUCUUCGACUUCGGCCCUAUCAGGGACCUGUUGCGCCGCGGCCCCGACGGUCGGUACGACGUAGUGUUGCUGGAGCCGUUCUACUCGCCGUGUCUAUCGUACCUGGCACACAGGUUGCGCGUGCCCGAAAUCUACGCGAUCCCGUCGUCCAUGAUCACGCCCAUGGAAAUGUUGAUAUUCGGCACCGAUCCCAAUCCGUCGUAUGUGCCCAACCUGCUGUACAACGGCGCGUCCAUGGACGGUUUCGCACAGCGGCUGACCAAUGUGGCGCUGUUCGCGUACGUCAAGAUCGUGCCGUGGCUGACCAACGUCCGGAUGAUGUACCGCGAACCGAAACGCUACGACGUGCCCGGAGUUCGGCACAAGCCAUCGCUGGUGUUCAUCAACACGCAUUUCAUUACGGAAUCGCCACGACCGUUUCCGGUCAACAUGAUACAGAUCGGGGGCAUCCACCUGCGACCUCCCGGAGUGUUACCGGACGACAUACUAGAAUUUAUUGAAAAUUCGCCACAUGGAGUAAUAUACUUUACAUUUGGAUCCGUGUCAUCAAUGUCAGCUUUGCCAAAGCACAUUAAACAAACAUUCAUUGAAGCAUUUGCACAAGUUCCUCAAAGAGUAUUGUGGAAGUAUGACGGUGAAAUAAAUGGAUUGCCUGAAAAUAUAAUGACAAAAAAAUGGUUCCCACAACGAGAUAUUCUUCUUCAUCCAAAUAUAAAGUUAUUUAUAAGCCAUGGUGGAAUAUCUGGAGUGUAUGAAGCCGUAGAUGCUGGAGUCCCAGUUCUUGGAUUCCCUCUUUAUUAUGAUCAACCAAGAAAUGUUGGUAAUUUAGUGGAAGCAGGAAUGGCAUUAUCAAUGGACUUAUUGACUGUUAAUAAAAUUGCGUUUUUGGAAAAAAUUAACGAGCUAAUCAAUGAUAAAAAUUACUCUCACCGUGCAAAAAUCGUUUCGAAACGCUUCAAGGACCGCCCAGUUUCGCCAUCAGAAAUGGUUAACUACUGGUUCGAUUAUGUACUACGUCAUAACGGAGCUUACCAUUUAAACUCUAAAGCUCUUAAACUAACUUGGUACCAAUACUUACUGUUAGAUAUAAUUAUUGUUGUAGUAACAUCACUUAUUUUUUUUUCGUACUUUACGUAUAUCCUCUUCCAUUGGUUUCAAAAUUAUACAUUAAAGUUUUAUGAACUAAACAAAAAGUUCAUUACCAUUAAAAAAUAGGUAGUUAAUAAUCAUAUUAUAUAUUUAGAAAUAAUUAACCAAUGGCUUAUAACUUAUAAGUUAUAAUCUAAAUACUCUAAAUUGUAUUCAUACAUAAUAUGUAGUUUUCCUUAUUUCUUCAUUACUUCAUUUUAUAAACAUUCCAAAGAUGAUUAACAUGAAAGUCAUCAUCUAAAAUAUGUAUUUACGUAUGCCGUUUAACUUGUUCCUAUAUAGGACGCAUUUUCCAUAAACUUUAUACCUCAUAAAAUGCACUUAAAAGUGUAUCACAUAGAAAUUAAAUCAUAUAAAAAUCUAAAUUUACUGCAAAGUUUUAAAUGAGAAUAAUAAGAACUUAUAAAAUAUAAAUAGUAUAAUCAAAAUAAAAAUAAUAUCCAAUUAUUUAUAAGUUAUAAAUAAUAUUUAUUAUUGUUUAUUGAAUUCAAAUUUAAAAUAUUGUAAUUUUUAAAUAAAUAAAAGUUAGUUAUUUUGAUUUUCUGAUAUAAUAAUUUAUACGAAUUAAUAUAAUGUUUUUAAUAUUAAAAUGUUAAAAGUUACAUAUAAAAUUUUAUUAAAUUUAUAAUGUCUAUUUGAGUAUAGAUUUUCUUUUAGAAUUAAGAGGACGCAACACCCGCAUGUGUUGUCUCCGUCUUACAAGUAUAUAACAGCAAAUUUAGGCUCAGCAGAUAAUGUUUAGCUCCGUGAGUUUAAAAAUUAGAGUGAAAGAUUUAUUAUGAAAAACUUGAUGGUAAGAAUAUUAUUUGUGUUUGUAUGUUAGCUUUUUAUGAUUAUUCAGUUUUUAAGUGAGUUAUGAGUAUUUUUAAUUUACGCUAUAUUAUAUACGCAUAACUCGCUAAAAAAUUAAACUAUCAUAAAAAAUCAACAGACAAAUAUAAAUAAUGUUCUUACCAUUAAGUUUCAUAAUAGGUCGAUUCACUCUAAUUUUUAAACUCACGGAGCUAAACGUUAUCUGCUGAGCGAAAAUUUGCUAUGUUACGUACUUGUAAGACGGAGACAACAUAUGCGGAUGAGCGGAUGUGACGCCCUCUUAAUGGCUGAUCAUUUAAUAAAUCACUCUUACAGUCUUAUCCAAUAAUUUUGUAUUUAAGACUAGAUUGUACUUGUUUAUAGGUUCCUACUACAGUAAUUUAUAUUAUAUAGUUUUCUCAUUUCCUGUUAGACGACUAAAAACAAAUAUUUCUCCACCUCAUUUUUUCUGUACCGCAACUUUUAUCUUUUAAGUAUUAAUUAUCAAUUUUUUUUAUUAUAUAUAGUAUAAUAUAAGAGUGUUUGAUUAAAAUUUUUCUCAAUCGUUUUAGAAGUAUCUUCCUAUUGUUAUUUUAUGUUUAUUUAAAUACUCCAUACAAUCUCAAAUGUAUACCUAUUACUUUAUAUAAUGUAUAUUAUAUAGGAUUAAUAUAUAAG
Molecule: messenger RNA, 3375 nt
Organism: Rhopalosiphum padi (bird cherry-oat aphid)
Lineage: Eukaryota; Metazoa; Arthropoda; Insecta; Hemiptera; Aphididae
Product: UDP-glucosyltransferase 2-like
Exons: 8
Coding region: 382-1971 (529 amino acids)
Molecular function (GO): UDP-glycosyltransferase activity
Source: RefSeq, a predicted model, not a curated record